Messenger RNA from Phyllopteryx taeniolatus (common seadragon), 6149 nucleotides. RefSeq names its product WT1 transcription factor a (gene wt1a). Lineage: Eukaryota; Metazoa; Chordata; Actinopteri; Syngnathiformes; Syngnathidae. The record is from RefSeq and is a predicted model, not a curated record. Gene Ontology annotation, molecular function: DNA-binding transcription factor activity, RNA polymerase II-specific; RNA polymerase II cis-regulatory region sequence-specific DNA binding. Gene Ontology annotation, biological process: regulation of transcription by RNA polymerase II. The transcript has 8 exons. Gene Ontology annotation, cellular component: nucleus. Bases 370 to 1620 code for a protein of 416 amino acids.
GGGUAAAGAGGGCUACUCCUCCUCGCUGGUCCACUCCUCUUGCUCCAUUCACAGGGAAGGCUGAAGACACUGAAGACAACCUCUUUUCUCCUUGAAUGGACCAAACACUCCUCCACCCCAAAGCGAAGACCAGAGCCAGUUGUCCCCUUGCAUUUUUCUUGACCGCCGCUUUACCAUGAACUUGUGGAGUUUCCGUACAGUGUGGGGUAUUUUCAAAAAGCUGAUGGCCAUCCACUGAACCAGACUUUGGAAAGACUGAACAAGCAACAAGGUGGAUCUUUGGGGUCAAAAGGGCAGAUUUAUAUUGAGGACCCUGAGAACAUUUAACGGCAACUUCCAUCUUUUUCUGGCUUUUGGUCCUGGACCACGAUGGGUUCAGAUCUCCGUGACCUGAACUCCCUGCUACCUCCGGUCCCAGCGGGGCCCAGUCCUAGCUGCACGGCCCUACCGGUCAGCACGGCCCCUCAGUGGGCUCCCGUCCUGGACUUCCACAACGCCACCUCCCCUUACUCAUCUCUGGGAGCCCCUCACACGUCCCUCGGGCCGCACUCCUUCAUCAAGCAGGAGCCAAGCUGGGGGAGCACGGGCGACCCCCACCACCUCGACUCGGAUCCUCACUGCGGCCUGAGCGCCUUCACCGUCCACUUCUCGGGGCAGUUCACGGGCACGGGGGCCUGUCGGUACGGGGCCGCGUUCGGAGCGCCCCCUCCUGCGCCUCCCCCCUCCAGCCAACCUCCUUCAGUCGGUGGCCCGCAUCAUCACCAACCCCCCAGCAGGAUGUUUAGCAACCCACCAUACCUGACCAACUGCAUGGACACACAGCCUGCCGUCCGCAACCAGACAGGUUACAGCACAGUUGCGUUCGAUGGCGCCAGCAAUUACGGUCACACUCCAACUCACCCCGGCUCGCAGUUCUCCAACCACUCCUUCAAACACGAAGACACCUUAGUUCAUCAGAACGCCAUUGCAGAGCAGCAGUAUCCCGUGCCCCCUUCUAUGUAUGGAUGUCACACCCCUUCAGACAGCUGUACAGGCAGCCAGGCUCUGCUGCUGAGGAACCCUUACAACAGUCAUGCGGGGGGCUACGACAGUGACCCCAGCGCACCCAUGGUGUACAGCUGCAGCACACAAUACCGUAUACACACGCAUGGAGUCUUCAGGGGCAUACAGGAUGUAAGGCGGGUGCCCAGCAUUGCUCCAGCAAUUGUUCGAUCAGAGAGCAGCGAGAAGCGUCCAUUCAUGUGUCCACACCCCGGUUGCAACAAGCGCUACUUCAAGCUGUCUCAUCUGCAGAUGCAUGGCCGCAAACACACAGGGGAGAAACCGUACCACUGUGAUGUUGCAGAAUGUGGUAGGGGCUUCUCUCGCUCUGACCAGCUCAAAAGACACCAAAGGAGGCACACAGGUGUUAAACCCUUCGAAUGCGAGACGUGUCAGAGAAAGUUCUCUCGGUCUGACCACCUUAAGACACACACCCGGACUCAUACAGGUAAAACAAGCGAGAAGCCGUUCAACUGUCGUUGGCCAAACUGUCAGAAGAAGUUUGCCCGCAGUGACGAGUUGGUGCGGCACCACAACAUGCACCAGAGGAACCUCACCAAGCUCCAACUGGCCAUCUGAGUGUUCACUCACGGGAGGGAGUUUGACACAUUGUUUGUUUAUUCUUUUCUUCAUCAAAACCGAUGCAGCAGAUACCAAAAAGGUUUUCCAAGGACAUUUCAUUCUUUUUCUGUCACGAAUACGUCCUAUCAUGAAAUUCAUGAACGCAUUCCUUUCGGGGGUUAACGUAACUUUCGUGCUCUAUACUGAAGGUUGAAAUGAUUAGCUUCAGCCCUAUCUGAACGUGACUCACUCUGAGCAAUUAAUCAGAUUUCACCGAAAAACCUCGUGAGCCAUAAAAGCACACUUUUCAUAUGAGUACUCCCCAAGAACAUUCAACAUGAUUUAACGAUCCUGGAAAAAGUUGUGACCUAAAGAAAUCAUUUAAGCCUGAACAAGCAGAUUUCCAUCAUCUAAUCUAUAGGGCCCAAUACAGCGGUUAACUAAAUAACUCACAUUAUGCCACACUUUUGUUGAACUGGUGCGCUACGGCAGUGGCACAGAAGUGUACUGUGCUGCUGCUGAAUUGUAAAAUAUUAAUUGUGUGUCACGCAUUGAAAAUGAAGAGCUUAUUCAAUUGAUUCAACCCAAACGAUUAGUUGAUCAAUGCAUUUCGUUUGAAGAUUUCGGUGGGAACAGUUUUACGUUGAAUUGGGAGCAGUAAUGAGCAGAAGUAGCAAAUCAUUAUCACAACCUGUUUCGUAUGUGUAUUUUUUUGCAUGGCAAAAUGAUCAUAUAGAAUUGAUUCUGUGGUAACCACAAGGUGAUGGUUAAGUCUCUUCAAAAUCUUUUAUCACACUUUUCUAUCCUCUUCACAAGUGAUGUCAAAGGUCAAGAGAUACAAUAAAUACUACAUGCCCCUACAAUUCAGUGUCAACAACGCUGUGGUAAUGAUCUCCUUUUAAAAGUACUAAUUUAUUUUUAUUUCAUGGAUUGAUUCACUGGAACAAGUUUAAGGGAGAGAAGAUACGCUCUUACCUUUUUUAAUGCUGUAAAAAAACAAAAACAAAAAACAAAAAAAACAUGUUUAUAAAAAAAUUUAGAGGAUAAUUUGCAUCUGACUGGCAGGCGGUAUUUUGAUGUUUUGUCUGGAUUGCACAACGUAAAAACAAAAAUAUUUUGUGUGUAGUCGUUUUGUGAUGUUUUUACUUUGUUUUUUGUUUUUUUAAUCCAGCUCUCUUCCGGCAACAGUACAUUGCUUGAGUCUAGUCUCUUGUGUGUAGGGGUGUAAAUAUUAUUGGACUUGGCCUUUGUUUUACACACUGCAUGUUCUCCAAUAUGUCUGUUGGGUCACACUGGCUCUGUGACCAGGACAUGGUCAAGAUGUAAAUAAUUCUGCUUCGCCAUGGGAACUGAGCUUUCCAUGGGGGAAACUUGUGACAACAAUUUUUUUUUGGGGGGAGAGGGGGGGCGCUGUCUUUGAACGUAUCCUGGAACUAUUUUUGUUUCUUCCUUGACAUGUAAAAACAAUUAAGCUGUAAAAAGUAAAUGCCAGUGAAAUAUUAUACACAUAAGGAUGAGCUCUCUAUGUAAAUGUUUUAUAUUGGCUUGUAUACACUCGGGCAGUUUGUCUCUGGUGUCCUUAUUUAUUCAUUUUUAAGUCAUUCUGUACUUGGAAUUAAUGAAAUCCAUGUCGUUAACUUGUCUUCAUACACAUAAACUAAUGUGCACAAACGCAAAUUGCUGUACAGCUCCACUGUCACACUCUUUAAUUCUGUCCGUCGGACAACAUUUACAUUAAGGUUCUUUUUCAGUCUAAUGUACUUGAACCCGCCACUACAUUAGGUAAUCGACCUUUGCAAAGAUAACACAGUUUUGAUUGGCACAGCCAGAUCAACGUUAUAUUUAACGCAUGAUUGUCGUGGCGUGGAAGUCAAAUAAAUUACAUUAUACAGGAGCAGUUAACAAUAUUUCAUCCCUGUAGAAACAUGUCAAUAUGAUGCAGUGUACUUCUGUACCACAGCCAACCACCAUCACAAUGACAAAUAUAUGUAAUUAAAAAAUAAUAAUAAUUGAGUAUCUGUAUUUAUGGUAUCCCAAUGAACUGUGUGGGUGUACCUAAUCGUGUCCAGUGAGUGUUCUCUUUGUGGCUACCCUGAAUUUUUGUUUUUUUUGCCUGAAAAUAUUGUCAGAUAAAUUAUCACACACACACAUACAUAGUGCAGUACAGUACAGUACAGUACCAACCACUCUCCUCUUUAUCUCUGGCCAGAUUCUUCAUUGCAUUCUUUGACUCCCCAUUGGGUGAAAAGGGCUGAUAAAAUGGAACAUGUUUUCUUUCAGUGUCUCAACCCUUUCACUCCCCAUGUAUUCCUUCCUCUCCUCUACCCUCUCUGUCCUUGCUUGUACAUCAUUUCAUUUUCAUUUGCGAUAGUGUUAUAAAUGCAUGACACCAAGUUUCACAAUAGUCAUGAGAUAUUUGCACGUUUUACAAAGAAAGUCACAGAGCAGGAAAAGAGACAGAGAUCGAUGGAGCAAGGUGAGAUGGAUAAAGACAUACCCGGCAAUGUUUCUUUUGUGAACUUUUAUCGUAAGUUUAGCCAAAGUGUUAGUGUAAAUCAGACAUGUCCAAUUCCCUCAGUGGAAUUCCCCUGAAACUCCCCAGGGCCUUUGUGCUAUAUCUCAGCUGUCGGACAAAGGCCUCUAUCUCCCAUCUCUCGCUGCAUCGUGCGUGUGUUUAUGUGCGCGCGUCACUGUUUCAUCUUGGUCCAGUGUCGGAGCGCAGGGCUUUUGAAGCCAGGGUAGCUGCUCAGUGUAACUGUGACUUUGACCACUUUCACAUCCAGUUCCCUCAAUUGUGGGGGGAGAUAUGUAAGGAAAAAGAAAAAAGAAAAAAAAAUGAAUGAAAUCUUUGGGAAUAUACUCUUUAGAGAGAGAAUUGCUAAAUCAUACUUUUCAAGACUAAUUUUAAUGUAAUAUUUGGGGAUUUUUCGUCUUCUUUUUUAACCGUGUGUUUGCUACUGGUAUAGUAGAGGUCAGGUCAUGGAAGCAAAGGGCUUUGUUCAUCGUUAAGUUUAUAUAUAGUAGGAGUUUUCUUGGGCAUUAAAUCUUUAAAAAAAAAAGAGUUUAUAAAUGACACUCAUCACCCUUUUCCACAUUUAAAUACUUCAAUGUUGUCUUUUAUAUAUCUGACUUCCUAUAAUAUUAGUAGUUUCUCAACUCAACGUUUGUUUUUUUUUUGUUUGUUUUUUUCAAUCUUUAGAUUGCGAGGUUAGGUUAUGAUUACAAGCUCUGUAAAUAUUUUCGGCAUCCAUCCAUCCCAUUUUCUCGUCCUCAUUGGGGUCACGGCCCGAGUGGGAUAGACUCUAUUGCAGCUGACUUUGGGUGAGAGGCAGGGAACACCCCGGAUUGGUAGCCAGGGUGCAUAAAAACAAACCACUCACGUCUAUGACACUAGUCAUAUCCAUUUGCCCCUAUUUCCCCCCCCCAUUAUUAUAAAUUGAAUUCCCGUUGUGGAUCUCAGCGAGAAAAUAUCACACGUCAGUUUUUGGGCUGAAACACUUUGGGUGGGGCACAACUCAGCGCAUCCAAACCACUUUUGGAAAUGAAUGCUCGUAUGGUUUGACUGAGCAAAGUUCAACAAUAAAGUAUAUCCCGUAUCUAUACUAUACAAUAUCAAAAUUCUGUUUUGGAAUAAUAGCAGUCACAGGAACUCCACUAUUGUGUGUAUAUCUAUGUUUUUGUUCAGAAUAAAUGUUUUAUCAGGUUAGUUGCACCAGGUCAUGAAAUAAUUCCGGUAAAAAUAUUUAUGGGACAUUUAGGUACAUACUGUAGUUGACUAAGUUUGGUUUUAUGCACACAUAAUGAUACCUCACACACUUAAAAGAGGAUUUUUAAGGGUACAAAACAAAACACGUGCAAAACAUUUGGAAUGCAAGAUGAGCAAUAAUAGAGGGCAAACUCAAGAGGAUGAAAACUAAUAUUAGCAGAAUUGUCAGGGCAACCAACACACACACAUACACACACCCUCCUUCACUUGUUGAUUCAGAGUUGCUUUAUCAUAAAACUCUGAAAAUGACAAAAACACACAAAAGCAUCCAGUAAAAGGACAUUAAGGCAACACUUUCAUUCACUAUCAAUAUAAAACAACAUUUAAAAAAAAAAAAAAAGUAGUCUGCCAGUUAAUUGUUUUUCCUUUAAAAAAAAUAAAAAUAAAUGAUUGUCUGCCAGUUAAUUGUUUCUCCUUUAAAAAAAAAAAAAGUACUGUCUGCCAGUUAAUUGUUUUUCCUUUCUGGUCUGAUGUUGUGAGGCUUAUAUUUUAUUACCAUAAGACACAAACUGAUAAUGCACUGAAAUAUUCCUGAAGACUAAUUGCCCAUAUAUGACAGUCACCUUCUUUUGCUGAGUAAAGCAUAAUAACAAAAAACUAUCAAAUGAAUGUGACAACAAAUAAUUUGAAAAACAACGUGAGUAUUGAAUGUCAAAUCAUGUUUGCGACAAGGAAAUUAUGAUAUUUUUGAAAGGUAUACAUUUUCAGUUAAAUGUCAUAGAUUUGAAAUACACAAAAAAAAAAAAAUUACCAAUAAAGCCACCAUAUGAGUUCCAACGCA